AAUAGGACCGGUAGCGGGAAGGUGGUUCAUCGGUGCGAAUGGGCUGUUUAUCUACUUCCCAACCACACGCCAUUAAUAACUGCCAUUGGAUCGAAAUUAGACUCAAGGCAACGCCCACUCAUUUGCCAACUCACGUGCUCCGCCCCCACCCCCAUCAGCAUUUUUCAUCGUCAUAAACAUUUCAGUACCCUUAUAAUUAAUUAUUAUAUUUAUAACCCAUCCCCAGUCCGGAAACACCAGCGAUCCUCAGAUCUUCGUUCCACCUCUCAGAACUUUUGUACCCUCUCUCGCUGUGUCUGUCGGAGGCUUACUCUUUGAAGGAUGAAGGUGACGGUUGUUACACGUAGCGGCAGAGAACUAGUAAAGGGUGGCCUUGACCUCGAUGAUUCCGCUACUGUUGCUGAUCUUCAGGAGGCAAUCCAUAAGCGAACCAAGAGAUACUAUCCUUCUCGACAAAGACUCACCCUCCUUCUCCCACCUGGAUCCGAGGAGAAGCCUACCAUUCUUCACUACAAGAAGAGUCUCAAAGAGUACAUUGGUGAGAGCACAAAUGAGUUGACUGUAGCGUUCAAGGACCUAGGUCCACAGGUUGCCUACAGCACACUUUUCUUCUGGGAAUACUUGGGGCCUCUUAUUCUUUAUCCUCUUUUCUACUUCUUCAAUGUGUAUCAAUUUUUCGGCUAUAAAGGCAAGCGUGUCAUCCACCCUGUUCAGACAUAUGCAUUAUACUACUGGUGUUUCCACUACUUCAAGCGUAUCAUGGAAACAUUCUUCGUGCACCGUUUCAGCCAUGCCACUUCCCCACUUUCAAAUGUCUUCCGUAAUUGUGCUUAUUACUGGAGCUUUGGCUCCUAUAUUGCUUAUUAUGUCAAUCACCCACUUUACACGCCUGUUAAUGAUCUCCAAGUGAAGAUUGGCUUUGGUAUCGGGUUGGCUUGUCAAUUGGCAAACUUCUAUUGCCAUAUUUUGUUGAGAAAGCUUCGUCCUGCUGAUGGUAGUGGAGGAUAUCAAAUCCCACGUGGCUUCCUCUUCAAUAUCGUUACAUGUGCCAAUUACACCACAGAAAUUUACCAGUGGCUGGGAUUCAACAUUGCAACGCAAACUGUAGCUGGCUAUGUUUUCAUGGUUGUUGCAGCUGCCAUUAUGACUAACUGGGCACUUGCAAAGCACAGACGAUUGAGGAAGCUAUUUGAUGGAAAGGACGGGAGACCCAAGUAUCCUCGAAGAUGGGUGAUAUUGCCCCCAUUCCUGUAAGUGAUUGGCAGGCCAGAAGUGAUGCUCAAGCAAUGAGAUAAUGAGUUUGGUCGGAUGUGCUAAUGGUUGUGCGCAGUCAGUUCAGAUUAAAUUGAUCCAAAAGAUGGAUCAUAUUUUCACCUUUGCUCAUUUUUGUGUCAAGCUUCAAUUGAAAUGUGGUACUGUUCCUUUCAUUUCUUUCCUUAGAACCAUCUUUGGUUGCAGUUAACCUCUGAAUGGUCGGUGCUACUUUUGCUGUCAAUGUCAUUAGCACCACUUUUCAAUCAUUAUAUGUACUUUCAUGUUUAUCUUUUCUAGAAUUUUGAUCGUAUUUCAUAUUUCUCCUGCUUAUCGUUUUAAA
Molecule: messenger RNA, 1594 nt
Organism: Coffea eugenioides
Lineage: Eukaryota; Viridiplantae; Streptophyta; Magnoliopsida; Gentianales; Rubiaceae
Product: very-long-chain enoyl-CoA reductase
Exons: 4
Coding region: 322-1254 (310 amino acids)
Biological process (GO): very long-chain fatty acid biosynthetic process
Molecular function (GO): oxidoreductase activity, acting on the CH-CH group of donors
Source: RefSeq, a predicted model, not a curated record